Molecule: messenger RNA, 1328 nt
Organism: Xenopus tropicalis (tropical clawed frog)
Lineage: Eukaryota; Metazoa; Chordata; Amphibia; Anura; Pipidae
Product: provisional ortholog of nicotinamide N-methyltransferase
Exons: 3
Coding region: 390-1178 (262 amino acids)
Biological process (GO): S-adenosylmethionine metabolic process
Molecular function (GO): methyltransferase activity; S-adenosylmethionine-dependent methyltransferase activity
Source: RefSeq, a predicted model, not a curated record
UAAGCCUUGGCUUAUCAUUUUAUUGAGUUUUCAGACUCCAUAGGCUCGAUAGGGGAUAUAUGUGAUUAUCAGCGCCUUGCACUGGCCAGUAAUACUGAAUAUAGUAGGCAAUAGUGUUGGCUUCCCUCCUCAUAUUUGUGAUGCUAAACAGGAAUAUUACUUUUCACACUUUCUAGACAAAACAACAAAUCCAGCUAAGGGAAUAUCCUGUUCCACCAGAAGGCAUCCCAAUCCAACCCAUCAUGUGAUUCACUAAUGAUCAUAAAUCUUCUUCAGGUGACAGAGUCCAUGCAAUAUGGAUAUUAAUUCAUCUGAUUUGCAUCUGACUAUAAAACCCAAAUUCGACACCAACAUCCUUCUUUUAAUCUAACAUCUCCCAGUUAAGAAUAAUGGAGCCAAACCCUACUAAGUUCUAUCAUCUGCACCAGUUUGACACAAGAGAUUUCACUAACAAUUUCUUUUCUCCCCAAGCAGAUAGUUUGUUCCUAGAACAAGCUGUGAAAUACCCGCUGAGAACUCUGUAUACGGAAUUUGCUUCAGGUUAUAUCAAAGGUGAAAGCUUGAUUGACGUCAGUAUUGGACCCCUCAUUUUUCCCCUCUUCCCAGUUUUUGAGCACUUCAGAGAAAUCACAGUCUUAAAAUUUAAUGAUGACUGCAUCAAAGAACUGGACAAAUGGAGAACAUCCGAUCCGGGUGCCUGUGACUGGUCUCAUGCAGUCGAGUUCAUGGCGGAACUGGAAGGAAACAGUGCUGUUUGGACACAUAAAGAAGAACAGCUAAAAAGAAGAAUAAAACACCUACUUAAAUGUGAUGUUUCAGCAGAAAACCUGGUUGAUGAAAGGACGGUUCCAAAGGCAGACUGUCUCCUCACAGCAUGGAUCCUGGAGACCAUUAGCCAAGAUGAAACUUCCUACUGUAACAAUUUCAAGAAAAUGUCAGCUUUGCUAAAAUUAGGAGGUCACCUGGUCUUAAUUGGAGAUAUCCAGGGAUCCUUUUUCAUUGUCAGGGGCCACAAGUAUCACAUCUUACCCAUUGGGGAAGAGUUCUUAAGGAAGACUCUAGAGGAUGAAGGUUACUCUAUUGUAUUCUAUAGUGCAGUGGGGAGGAACGCUGAGAAGCAAACAACUAAUUAUGAGAAGAUUGUGUGUAUCAUAGCCCGCAAAGUAAGGGAAAGAUAGAGGGAAAUCCUGGGUUACAUAGAAACUGAACCCAGAAACCCAGAAACCAGCCUUUAAAGGUGCCCAGGUGGGUUUCCAUAUUCUUUUAUUAAGAAAUGAAAAAAAUGUAUAAGUAAAAAAUCCUUCAAUAAAAUGCAAUUUUCACCAAAA